UGAAAGAAAGACUCUGUGUUUGGCGCCACGUCAGCACACUUCUAACAGAAUCUGUUUCUCUGUGAUUUCUCAUCUCUUCUUCUUGUUGUUGUUGUUCAAUAAGAUCACAUCACAUUCUGCCCUAAUUCUUCUACUCGAUAACUUCUGUUAACUCAAUUCACUUCAACAACUUCUGUUCAUAUCCUCCAACCUUCUUCCGUACACUCAUGGCGUUUCCCUUCAUGGAAGCUGUAGUCGGGUUAGAGAUAUUGAUGUACAUCUUUGAGACAUAUCUGCAUCUGAGACAACAUGCUGCUCUCAAGCUGCGAACACUUCCUAAAACUCUGGUCGGGGUCAUUAGCCAGGAGACAUUUGAAAAAUAUCGAGCUUACAAUAUCGAUAAAAGUAACUUGCGCUUCGUGAAGCAGUUUGUAACAAUAAUAAUAGAUUCUGCUACUUUGCUCUUUGGUGUUCUGCCUAGGCUUUGGAAGGUGAAAUCAGGUGAUAUUGUGGAAUCCACUGGCCUUGAUGCAGAAAAUGAAAUAUACCAGACACUUGCAUUCCUAGCUUGUGUUAUGUAUUGGUCUCAGAUAACAAACUUGCCUUUUUCUCUCUACUCGACUUUUGUAAUUGAGGAGCGACAUGGUUUCAACAAGCAAACAUUUUGGCUGUUCAUUAGAGACAUGCUUAAGGGCAUGACCGUGGCUAUAGUACUAGGACCGCCCAUUGUAGCUGCCAUCAUUCUAAUAGUACAGAAAAGCGGUCCGUAUUUGGCUAUCUACCUUUGGGGGUUUAUAUUUGUUUUGUCUCUUUUCAUGAUGACAAUUUACCCAGUUUUAGUACCACCCCUUUAUAACAAACUCACACCUCUACCGCAAGGUGAGCUUAGGACAAAAAUCGAGACCCUUGCUUCCUCUCAAAAUUUCCCUUCGAAGAAGUUGUUUGUUGUUGAUGGCUCUACAUGGUCAACACAUAGCAAUGCAUACUUGUUUGGGUUCUCUAAAAACAAAUGUAUUGCUCUUUUCGAUACUUUGAUUCAGCAGUGCACAAAUGAGGAGGAAAUUGUUGCUGUGAUUGCUCAUGAACUCGGUCACUGGAAACUGAAUCACAAAAUAUACUCCUCCGUUGGUGUUCAGAUACUUAUACUUUUGCUGUUUGGAGGUUAUACACUUGUAAAGAACUCAAAUGAUCUAUUCACGAGUUUUGGAUUCGAUACUCAACCAGUACUCAUUGAGUUCAUAUUAUUUCAGUACACUAUAAUACCUGUCCAACAUCUUGUAAGCUUUGACCUCAACCUCGUAACACAUGCUUUUGAGUUUCAGGCUGAUGCUUUUGCAAAGAAGCUCGGUUAUGCUAAACCACUUCGAGAUGCACUAGUUAAAAUGCAGGUAGGAAACUUGUCAGAAAUGAACACAGAUCCCUGGUACUCUGUUUAUCACUAUUCUCACCCUACUCUGCUUGAAAGGUUAGCUGCUUUAGAUGAACCUCAUAACAAGGCAGAUUAACAACAUGAUGGAUGAUACACAAACAUUCAGACUAGUGAUUUAGCUACCAUAGAUAUUACCUUUUUACCCUUUGAAAAGCCAUAUAUUUCAGUUUUGGAUGAGAAUUAGGACCUGGAAAAUGCUUUUGAGGAAGUUGUACAGGGUAAGAAAUAUCAUGUAUAUUGUACACAUUUAGAGAACCUGUGAAUUUCACAUAUACCCCUUAAAACUUUUGAAAUAUCAUAUAUACCAAACCCAAUUUUAAAUA
Helianthus annuus (common sunflower) is the source of this 1731-nucleotide messenger RNA. Its product is annotated as CAAX prenyl protease 1 homolog. Gene Ontology annotation, biological process: CAAX-box protein processing. Gene Ontology annotation, molecular function: metalloendopeptidase activity. Bases 207 to 1484 code for a protein of 425 amino acids. The record is from RefSeq and is a predicted model, not a curated record. Gene Ontology annotation, cellular component: endoplasmic reticulum membrane. Lineage: Eukaryota; Viridiplantae; Streptophyta; Magnoliopsida; Asterales; Asteraceae. The transcript is spliced from 14 exons.